Manduca sexta (tobacco hornworm) is the source of this 1516-nucleotide messenger RNA. Its product is annotated as probable 18S rRNA (guanine-N(7))-methyltransferase. The transcript is spliced from 6 exons. Gene Ontology annotation, cellular component: nucleolus. Gene Ontology annotation, molecular function: rRNA (guanine) methyltransferase activity. The record is from RefSeq and is a predicted model, not a curated record. The coding region runs from base 271 to 1101 and encodes 276 amino acids. NCBI's taxonomy places the organism in Eukaryota, Metazoa, Arthropoda, Insecta, Lepidoptera, Sphingidae. Gene Ontology annotation, biological process: rRNA (guanine-N7)-methylation.
ACUAAUAAGAACUAUGCAGUCUGCGUGUCCAAAGAUUAUAUUUUAUGCUAAAGAUCGCAUCGUCACGAAACAAGAGUAAUGAAAAUGAAGUAGUGAUACAUGAAACGACUGGUGUUAGACAAAGACAAAUAAUCAGCUUAUAAUUAUUACUGUCAGAUCACAAAUGUUUAUAAUUAUUUUUUUAGGUUAUGUCUCGUGUUUACAAAUUAUAUGAAUAUUCGGAUAAAAGUUAUUUAAUCUUUUUAAUUUGUAUAAUAUUUUGUGAAUACAAUGGCUCGGCGCCCGGAACAUCAAGCUCCACCUGAAAUAUUCUAUAAUGAGGAAGAGGCAAGAAAAUAUACGCAAAACUCACGAAUAAUAGAAAUCCAAGGGCAGAUGACGGAGAGAUGUAUAGAGCUUCUUUUAUUGCCAGAAGAUUCGCCAUGCCUGCUUUUGGACAUAGGAUGUGGUUCAGGCCUGUCCGGAACUGUGUUAGAAGAAAAUGGACACAUGUGGAUUGGAAUGGACAUAUCAAGAGCUAUGUUAGAUGUCGCAGUAGAAAGAGAAACAGAAGGUGACCUGGUAUUAGCAGAUAUGGGAGAGGGUGUACCAUUCAGGGCUGGUUGUUUUGAUGGGGCUGUAUCAGUGUCUGCUAUCCAAUGGCUGUUCAAUGCUGAUAAGAAAUCUCACAAUCCAAUCAAGAGACUGAAUAAAUUCUUCACUACUCUAUUUGCUGCAUUGUCCAGGUCAGCCAGAGCAGUGUUUCAGUUCUACCCAGAGAAUGAGACUCAAUUGGAAUUGUUGACUGCACAAGCUAUGAAAGCUGGUUUCUAUGGUGGUGUCGUUAUAGACUACCCAAACUCUGCUAAAGCCAAGAAAUUCUUUUUGGUGUUGAUGACAGGAGGGUCUGCACCACUUCCACAGGCAUUAGGUACAGAAGAAACAGAUAAUGGACUGCAAGUGAAAUAUGCAAAACGAGAAGCCACAAGGGGUGCAAGAGGUAAACCACUGAAGAACUCAAGAACAUGGAUUAUGGAGAAAAAAGAAAGGAGAAGGAAACAAGGCAAAGAUACCAAACCCGACACAAAAUAUACUGGGAGGAAAAGAAGUGGCAGAUUUUAAACAAACACAUUUGUAUUAUAAUUUAUUUCUAAGGAACUAUAAAAAAUGUUUCAUACAUAAAUUGUACAGUUAUAUAUUUUUUUUUACUUGAUACAGCUAAGUAUUUAAACUCCCAAGGAUGUAAAAUGUAUCUGUGAUCAAUUGAACUAAAACCCACUUAUUUCAUUACAACCAAUGGCUAAUUGUGAGUUGCAGCAAAUGUUAUAUAAGGUGGUAAUUUAUCAAACAUCUGGUGUCUAAAUAUACCAUAUAUUACAUAUAAUAAUAAAUAUAUUUAUCUGGUAACUCUGGUGUCACUGUGAAUACAAGUUGUACUGUAGUUACACACAUUUUCCCACAGGCUUGCACAUUCACAACCAGCCGUCUUUUUGACUUGCUUAUAUUUAGGAAAAGAUAUUAAACAGUUAUGAUCUUA